Belonocnema kinseyi is the source of this 2113-nucleotide messenger RNA. RefSeq lists its product as uncharacterized. Bases 54 to 1907 code for a protein of 617 amino acids. NCBI's taxonomy places the organism in Eukaryota, Metazoa, Arthropoda, Insecta, Hymenoptera, Cynipidae. The transcript is spliced from 8 exons. The record is from RefSeq and is a predicted model, not a curated record.
GCUAUUCCAAACACCGAAACGACAGAGAACAAGUUUCAAUCGUUCCAGUGAACAUGUGGUUCCUCAUAUUUGGAACUUGCCUGGCUGCGGCUUUAGCAAAACCAGUUCACAUUCACUAUCCAGUGCAUGUUUACCACGGACCACCUGCACCUCUUGGCAAGGAUGGACGUGUAGUUGACACCCCGGAAGUGGCUCACGCUAAAGCAGCUCACUUCCAUGCCUACCAAGAAGAAGCAGCCAAAAGUUCUCAUCAUCACUACGCACCAGCCCUCGAACAUGGUGGAUUUGAAAGUGGACAUGGUGGUCACGAUAUUCAUUCCCAAGAUUUCCAUUACCACGGUCCACCAGCUCCUCUUUCUCAUGACGGAAGAGUCGUGGACACCCCUGAAGUUGCCCACGCUAAAGCAGCACAUUUCCACGCAUAUCACGAAGAAUUAUCCAAAGUUAGCCAUCAUCCUGAGAGCGAUGGACCUCAUUACCUAAUAUUUGCAUCUUGCCUCGCUGCGGCUUUAGCGGAACCAGUUCAUAUGCACUAUCAAGAGCAUGUUUACCACGGACCACCUGCACCUCUUGGAAAGGAUGAUCGUGUAGUUGACACCCCGGAAGUGGCUCACGCUAAAGCAACUCACUUCCAUGCCUACCAAGAAGAAGCAGCCAAAAGUUCUCAUCAUCACUACGCACCAGCCCUCGAACAUGGUGGAUUUGAAAGUGGACAUGGUGGUCACGCUAUUCAUUCUCAAGAUUUCCAAUACCACGGUCCUCCAGCUCCUCUUUCUCACGAUGGAAGAGUCAUAGACACCCCUGAAGUUGCACACGCUAAAGCAGCACAUUUCCACGCAUAUCACGAAGAAUUAUUCAAAGUUAGCCAUUAUCCUAAGAGGGAUGGACCUCAUUACCUAAAAGCUUUCGAUAUAGCAGACAAGAAGAUUCUCAUGAGAAAACUGAAGAAAAUUGGGAUUAGAGGCCGAGUGUUAGGAAUGUUAGAGGAGAUAUAUACGAAAACGGUUAAUGAUGUAAUAACUGGUCAGGGAAUAACAGAGAGCUUCAAUACAACAAGGGGUGUCAGACAAGGGUGUCCUCUCAGUCCAACUCUAGCUUUAGCGGAACCAGUUCACAUGCACUAUCAAGAACAUGUUUACCACGAACCACCUGCACCUCUUGGAAAGGAUGGUCGUGUAGUUGACACCCCGGAAGUGGCUCAUGCUAAAGCAGCUCACUUCCAUGCCUACCAAGAAGAAGCAGCCAAAAGUUCUCAUCAUCACUACGCACCAGCCCUCGAACAUGAUGGAUUUGAAAGUGGACAUAGUGGUCACGAUAGUCAUUCCCAAGAUUUCCAUUACUACGAGCCCCCAGCUCCUCUUUCUCAUGAUGGAAGAGUCGUAGACACCCCUGAAGUUGCUCACGCUAAAGAAGCGCAUUUCCACGCAUAUCACGAAGAAUUAUCCAGUUUAAAAAACAUAAUGUUGUCGACUAUUUCUAUGGUAUUUGGUGCACCCCAAUGGUAUGGUCCACCAGGAGGUUAUGGUGCGUUGAAACCAGCGCCCCUGGGACCAGAUGGUACUGUAGUGGAUACACCGGAAGUUGCUCAGUUGAAAUCAGCACAUUUAUCAGCUUUAGCUGAAGCAGCAGCACGUGCACCAAAAGGACCUGAUGGACCUUCAGCUUACUCCACCGGAGAUUAUAUUCCUCGUUACAGUGGACCUCCAGCCCCUCUGGGAGCAGAUGGUAGGGUGGUAGACACACCGGAAGUCCAACAAGCGAAAGCUCAUCAUUUUACACUUUACAAUGCGGAAGCACAAAAAGCAGCUGCAGCUGCACCAGCCGGACCCGAACAUGGAGGCUGGAAUCCAGCCUGGAAUGGUGUCUGGAAUGGCGGUGCACCCGGCCCAUAUUACGGACAAUAUUAGAAAGAAAAUAAAUACCUGAUGCAAAUCUCGACCUGGAAAUCGAUUUCAGAGCGGAAAAAAUGAAUGAUGACAUUCCUUCCUUAAAUGCCUUAAAACUACCUCGAACGAAAGACUACAAGAUGGUGUCACCUUUUUUAUAUUAAAGGCUGAUGAAUGAGCGACUGCUGUUGAAUAGACAAAAUAAUAUAUUCACUUUCUUCAUAGAA